This is a messenger RNA of Rhinocladiella mackenziei CBS 650.93, 891 nucleotides long. RefSeq names its product triose-phosphate isomerase. The record is from RefSeq and is a predicted model, not a curated record. Gene Ontology annotation, biological process: glycolytic process; glycerol catabolic process; gluconeogenesis. Gene Ontology annotation, molecular function: triose-phosphate isomerase activity. The coding region runs from base 1 to 891 and encodes 296 amino acids. Gene Ontology annotation, cellular component: cytosol. The transcript has 3 exons. Lineage: Eukaryota; Fungi; Ascomycota; Eurotiomycetes; Chaetothyriales; Herpotrichiellaceae.
AUGGGCCGCAAGUUCUUCGUCGGAGGCAAUUUUAAAAUGUAUAGACUUGGCACCGGCAUCUCUAUCUGUUUACUGUGCACUGACCUUGAAUCACUCCCCAGGAAUGGGACCAUCAAGUCCAUCAAGGAAAUCGUUCACAAUCUUUCCACAGCUAAACUUGAUCCCAAUACUGAAGUGGUCGUCGCUCCUCCGAGCUUGUACCUCCUCCUUACCCGCGAACACUUGUCUCCCAAUAUCGAAGUUGCAGCCCAGAACGUUUUCGACCGACCUAAUGGUGCCUUCACCGGUGAGAUUUCUGUGGCUCAGUUGAAAGACAGUGGCAUCACCUGGACAUUACUGGGCCACUCCGAGCGUCGUACUAUUCUGCGUGAAGAAGACGAGUUUGUGGCUUGCAAGACAAAGGCAGCAUUGGAUGGUGGUAUUGGUGUCAUCCUGUGCUGUGGCGAGAGUCUAGAGGAAAGAGAGAAGGGAAUCACCGUCGAUGUGGUCACAAAACAGUUGGACGCUGUCCAUAAAACCAUUGGCAAAGAUGGCUGGAACAACGUCGUAAUCGCAUAUGAACCUAUUUGGGCCAUUGGAACAGGAAAAGUUGCUACGACUGGUCGGUCCCAAGAAUUGAUCCUUCUCUCUACCCCAAUGCUGGUGAUAAAUUUUGCUAACACUAUCUUCAACCAUACAGACCAAGCACAAGAAGCCCAUGCAGCAAUCCGAAAAUGGCUUGCUGAUGCUGUCUCUCCCGAGGCGGCUGAAAAUACCCGAAUCAUCUAUGGCGGUAGUGUGAGCGAGAAGAACUGCAGAGAUUUGGCCCAGCAGCCAGACGUGGAUGGAUUCUUGGUUGGCGGUGCCAGUUUGAAGCCGGCGUUUGUCGACAUCAUCAACUCCAACGUCUAG